This is a messenger RNA of Paramuricea clavata, 1938 nucleotides long. Lineage: Eukaryota; Metazoa; Cnidaria; Anthozoa; Malacalcyonacea; Plexauridae. The record is from the annotation of a GenBank genome assembly.
AUGCGAGCAAUAAUUCAACGUGUGAAGCAAGCAAGUGUGACAGGUAUGAGGAAACCGCGUAUAUUGAAUUUUUAGAAUUAAUAUGUACCGUCGGUGGCUUCUGACGAUGAACAGUUACAAAUAUUAAAAAACUGCAUAUUCUCACGUGAUUAUUUUAGUUGAUGGUGAAUUAAUUAGCUCAAUCAAGGAAGGAUUGUGUGUUCUUGUUGGGAUUGGCCGAGAUGAUACAAAGAAAGACAUAGAUUAUUUGUUAGUAUUAUUAAAAAUUGGACAAUCAUGUUAUUGUCCUCCUGACUGGAAAGUUUGGAAAUUGUGCGGGGGAGAUUUCGAAAAUUUAAUAGUAAAUAUAUAUAGAAUGCAUCAAAGUUGUGCGGGGAUAUCCCCCGCACAAUACAAACUUUCCACACUGGAUUGUCCAUAUUUUGUUUUUGGAAUUGCUUUUCCAAGGCUUAGUAAGGAUGUGCACCCCUGUAUUCCCCAUCCCUCUCGUAUUUGGUGUAAAUUGUGCUCCCAAGUUUUGGAGUACAAGUCUUACCGCUUAAAUCUACUUAGAGCCAAUAAAAUUCUCAAGUUGAGGUUAUUUGAAGAGGAUGGUAAACGAUGGCGGAAGAGUGUUAUGGAUCUAAAUUAUGAAGUUAUGUGUGUUAGUCAGGUGAAUAACUUCUAACUUUGAUCUUUUAGACUCACAUAGGAUAACCAGUCUCACUGUUUGUGUCCUGUGUUGAUCCAUUAACUGGUUCAUUGAGAGUCAGUUACACAGAGUAGCAUAUAACAAUUAUGAUUAUGUUAUUUUAGUUCACAUUAAUGUGUGUGUUAAAAGGAAACAAGCCUGAUUUCCACAAGGCCAUGGAUGGUGAAAAAUCACAACAGUUUUAUGAAGAAUUUUUGGCAGAAAUGAGGAAAAGAUAUCAAACAGAGAAAAUUAAAGGUUACUGAACUGAAUCCUUUCCCCAUCUUUUAUGUAUACAAGUAGACAAACAAACAAACAGAUAAACAAACAGACAGAUAAACAGAGUAGACAGACAAACAGACAGAUAAACUGACAGACAAACAAACAGAUAGACAAACAAACAAACAAACACAGACAGACAAACAGAAAAAACAAACAGAUAGACAAAUGAAUAGACAAACAAACAAACAGAAAAACAAACAAACAAACACAAACAAACAAACAAACAAACAAACACAAACAAACAAACAGAUAAACAGGUACAGAUAAACGGAGUAGACAGACAGAUAAACUGACAGACAAACAAACAAACAGACAGACAGAUAAACAGACAGACAAACAAACUGACAGACAAACAAACAAACAAACAGAUAGACAAACAAACAAACAAACAAACAAACAAACAAACAAACAAACAAACAAACAAACAAACAAACAAACAAACAAACAAACAGAAAAACAAACAGAUAGACAAAUGAAUAGACAAACAAACAAACAAACAAACAAACAAACAAACAAACAAACAAACAAACAAACAAACAAACAAACAAACAAACAGAAAAACAAACAAACAAACAAACAAAAGACAAGAAUUAAUCAUGAAUACAAAUAUACAAUUUGGAUACAUUCAAAUCCUUUUUAUUAAAAACUUUAUUCAAUUUCUGUAAAGACUGCAUUAAACCAUGUUUCAGAUGGGAAAUUUGCAGCCUACAUGCAAGUGGAAAUACAAAAUGAUGGUCCAGUUACGAUCCAGAUUGAUUCAUGUGCAGCCAAGAAUGAGGUAUUGCAUCCUGCCAUGAGUCCAUGACAGGCUACCGUACCCAUGCCAUGGAACUCGAUAGUUCUAAGACUAAGGCGCAAGCUAAAGAUUGAUAAAGAGUAAAGAUCAAACAAUAUUUUAAUCCCUGGUUCUAAACUUUAAGUAAUGUUCACAUUUCUUACAGACCAAAGGAGAGUCAUCUACAAAUCAAGAGACUGAUGAAAAUUAG